Molecule: messenger RNA, 2007 nt
Organism: Brettanomyces nanus
Lineage: Eukaryota; Fungi; Ascomycota; Pichiomycetes; Pichiales; Pichiaceae
Exons: 1
Coding region: 1-2007 (668 amino acids)
Biological process (GO): protein phosphorylation
Molecular function (GO): protein serine/threonine kinase activity; ATP binding
Source: RefSeq, a predicted model, not a curated record
AUGUCCAAUUGGAAGAAAUUCUUCAAGGGUAAAAGUAGUUCGCACGCUUCCACAAAUCAGGGCUCUACAGCAAACACUGGGGCCAGUUCACCAGCUGAUUUAAGCGUCGUUUCAAGCGAGGAGGCUACUGAUGAUUCUGCUGCUAUUGAUAAAUCGGUGUCCAAACCUUCGGAAAAUGCUUCCUAUGAUACUCGGAAAACCUUGGUGGAUUCAGAUCUCAAGAACGUUUCCGAGUCGAUAGCCCAUUUGGAUAUUAAUGAUACAACCUCCGUUACUCCCGAGUUGAUUACAAAGAACUUGGAAUCCACUGACCCGAUUUUUGAGAAGGAGGCCAGUGAACCCGAACAUUCCGAGUCUUCAUCAUCCAAUCGUGUGAAAUUCAAACCUGGUUUGCUCACUGUGAAGAUCUAUUCUUCAAAGAACUUGGAGAUUCCUGUUCCAAUGAGAAUCAACAAGCAGAUUCUACGUAAGCUCGCCAAUUUGGGUGCCAAUGUCGACGAGGAUGAGCUGCUCCAUAAAAUCGAGUCCCUGAACGAAAAUCUCGAUGAAGCAGCAAAUACUAACUUGUCGUACUAUCUUCCUUCGACGUUACGCAUCAAUAAUACCGGUGAUACCAGUAAAAAUGUCAUCACCACGUACAACUUAGUCUAUGCGGUGGUGGAAGUGGAAAACAGUAGUGAACGUAUCAGCUCCAUUGGAAAUACCAUUGCUAACACCAAGUUCAACAGUGUGACCACUUUUGAUAUCACUUCUCCCAACACAGCGUUGCUGACAGUGCACAUUUAUGUUCGAAUCCCAGGCUCUUUGUUGGAUUCUAACAAGCAGGAAGAUUAUCUAAUUGGUACUCUGAACUACAGACUCUCUUCGGCCACCAUUCAGGAUAACUGUCAACCUGUUAGGAUUCUCAAUCAUGACUGGCGUCACUUAGUUAACCCUUAUACCGAUAAAGAGCUUGCUGGAACUUUGAAUAUCACUUUGGACUUCAAGCCGUUGUCUACAAGUGCUAAAAAGGGUAUGAAUAUGGGCGAUUUCGACUUGCUCAAGGUUAUUGGUAAGGGAUCCUUUGGUAAAGUGAUGCAGGUUCGAAAGAAGGAUACCGGAAAGAUAUAUGCCUUGAAGUCCAUUCGAAAAGCUCACAUUGUGAACAAGAUGGAAGUGACUCAUACGUUGGCAGAGAAAUUUGUACUAAGUAGAGUCAAUUCGCCGUUUGUUGUGCCAUUGAAGUUUGCCUUCCAAUCCAGUGAAAAGCUCUAUUUGGUCCUCUCGUUUAUCAACGGAGGAGAGCUUUUCUACCACCUUCAAAAAGCUCGUAGAUUCCCUCUCAUCCGUGCCAAGUUCUAUAUCUGUGAGUUACUUUCUGCCAUAGAAACGUUGCACAAGAUGAAUAUUGUGUAUAGAGAUUUGAAACCGGAGAACAUCUUACUUGAUUAUCAAGGCCAUAUAGCCUUGUGUGACUUUGGAUUGUGCAAGAUCAACAUGAAAUUGGACCAGAAAACAAACACUUUCUGCGGUACUCCUGAGUAUUUGGCUCCGGAGUUACUUUUGGGCAAGGGUUACACAAGGGUAGUUGACUUUUGGACCUUGGGUAUCUUAUUAUUCGAGAUGCUUACGUCUCUUCCUCCAUUUUACGAUGAAGAUGUGAAUUUAAUGUACAGAAAGAUUCUUAAUGAUCCACUUGUGUUUCCUGCAGACAUUGAUGCCACGACAAAAGAUCUUAUUACCAAGCUGUUGAACAGAGAUCCUAACAAACGACUAGGAUAUGAAGGAGUUUCUGAGAUUAAAUCACAUCCAUUUUUCAAAGAUAUUGAUUGGGAUAAGUUAAAUAAUAAGGGAUACAUUCCACCUUACAAGCCACAGGUGAGGGAUUCCUCGGAUAUAUCGAACAUUUCGUCUGAAUUCACCAGCGAGGAACCGAAGGACUCCGUGGUGGACGACUUCUUGAGCGAGUCUGUGCAGAAACAAUUUGGAGGAUGGACUUAUGUAGGAAGUUUCAGUGGACCUAGUUAA